UCUAAAUACCAUCAUCAUCAACAAGCUUUAAAAUCAUUAAUGGUUAUUUAGGAAGAAGAGAAACAAUGCAAUUGUUGGCAUGCAAUUUCUGGCCUUUGCAAUACCAUCAUGUAAUCUGUUUUUCCAAAAACCCCUUCUUGGGUCGCAGACAGCUCUGCUCCGACACCUUCUCCUCUGCAUGUUCUCCCUCUCAACGACACCGUUUUGAUUCCCCCAUUGAUUCUCUCUCUCUCCACUCCAUUUCCACUACUCAAACUCAAAGUGCUGAAAAUCCCACCAAGGAUUUGGGCCAAUUAUUGACAAAGAUUACUCCUUUUACAACAAGGCGGGCAUUAUUCUCAGCUUUGUUUUUGUAUUCAUUUUUUCAUCCUUCAAGGUACUUACCAGCACAAGCUUUAGGGGAUCCAUCUGUAACCAUUGAAGAAGUGACCCCCACAGUUUCCCCUUCUCCGGCACUUUUUCCCACUGAG
Molecule: messenger RNA, 470 nt
Organism: Morus notabilis
Lineage: Eukaryota; Viridiplantae; Streptophyta; Magnoliopsida; Rosales; Moraceae
Product: protease Do-like 8, chloroplastic
Exons: 3
Source: RefSeq, a predicted model, not a curated record